Molecule: messenger RNA, 1917 nt
Organism: Labeo rohita (rohu)
Lineage: Eukaryota; Metazoa; Chordata; Actinopteri; Cypriniformes; Cyprinidae
Gene: hpdl
Product: 4-hydroxyphenylpyruvate dioxygenase-like
Exons: 5
Coding region: 167-1462 (431 amino acids)
Biological process (GO): aromatic amino acid metabolic process
Molecular function (GO): 4-hydroxyphenylpyruvate dioxygenase activity
Source: RefSeq, a predicted model, not a curated record
AAAGACUGGACAAACACAUUUCUGACUUCAGACGUCUCGAAAAUAUGUGUGAGACAUUUUAAAAUGUCUGUUUUCAUGUAUAUAAUAAUCGGUCAAACGAUUACAGAAGGAGGAAUGUGACUGUCAUAACAACAUGGCACGCCCCUCUGUGUGACGUCAUUCCAACAUGGCGGCCUACUUGAGCCGGUUGCACCAUAUUUCACUGAACGUCUCGAACGUGAAUAAAGUUGCACACGAGCUCGUGUCCCGGUUCCAGUUUAACGUGUUCGCGGCCAGACUGACAGACCGAGCGAAGCAGCUGGCGCUCCGCAGAGGAUCGGCCGUGUUCGUGGUCAACGAGAGGCCGAACGAGGCGCCGCGGAGGUUGAAUGGACAUCAGUCACGUGGCUGGAGUUCCGUCACUGAACGGCAUCGGGAUUCGAACUGUCUGUACGGAGCCCACGCGCACUAUCCGGUGGACACCGUGAGUAACGUGUGCUUCGAGGUGGAGGACGUGCAGAGCGCCGCCGCUGCGCUGCGGGAUCGCGGUUUGUGUGAGUUUCUCCAGCCGCCCACCGAGGUUUGCGAUGACAGCGGUCGGGUGACCUUCUCCAUCAUCCGCUCUCCGGUGGGUAACGUGUGCCACACGCUCAUAGACCGCUCUCAGUACCAGGGGCUCUUCCUGCCGGGCUUCCAUCGGGUGGGCUCGGACUCCCAGACCGCGGCUCGCUCGCAGUGUCCCAUCACUCACUUCGACCACAUCACCUACGCCUGUCCCCGCAGCAGCACCGCACACGUCACCCGCUGGUACCGCGACACCUUCGGCUUCCGGAGGUUCUUCAUUGACAGGAAUGAGGAUGUGGAUGAGGGAUACGUGCUGAACCAUGACGGGAUCGGGCUGCGACUGACAGCUAUGGAAUACUGGAAAUGCAGCGAGUCAGGAAUCACACUGCCGUUCAAAGAUGAAAAAGAGCCGGACUGCAAGUUUGUGAUCGCAGAGUCCCUUCCUGAGCAGGGCAGGAACCAGGUGGACACGUUUCUGGAUCAGCACAGAGGCGCAGGAAUCCAGCACAUUGGGCUCUACACAGAGGACAUCGUGAGAACGGCUCAAACUCUGAGUCAGGCUGGAGUCCAGUUCUUCUCUCCUCCUCCUGCGUACUACACUGAGGUGGGGAAGCAGGAGGAAAUCGUGGCGGCGGGUCACGACCCUCACACGCUGAGUCAGUACGGGAUUCUGCUGGACACUGACAUCCACACGGACACAGACAGACGCAUCACAGACGGCCAGCGGUACCUGCUCCAGGUGUUCACCAAGCCCAUUUUCGGAGAGGACACCUUCUUCCUGGAGCUCAUCGAGCGCAGAGGCGCCACGGGCUUCGGCGAGGGGAACAUCCGUGCGCUCUGGAGAUCCGUGCAGGCCUACAUGGAGAACGAAGAGCAUCACGAGACGGAGCGCGUAAACAAACAGAGCACACAGAGCUGACGUCAGUGACAACAUCAGAGACUAUUAUAUACACACACAUGAGAACGACUCGACUCGAGCUUUAGAUUUAGUGACUGCGGUGCGAUUGGGAACUUUUGUGGUCUGUCCUUGGUGCAGGACUUUUAAGAUGUUUGACUGUAACCGUCUUCAGGGCACUUCUAAUAUAAUGUUAUCAGUUUACGUUUGAAAUGUACAUGAUGUAUUUAUUCAGUAACCUGAUAAAUUAUCUGACUGUGAUGUCUAAACUUGUACUGUAAUAGAAUGCACUGUAUUUCCACUUGUGUGACAGAGUUCAGUGAGAUAUAAGCUGUACUGUUGAUCUGUUUCUGUCAGAUAAAUCAAAUAAUAUUAUGAUGUGUCUGUUCUUUUGAUCUCCUCACAUGCCAUUUGUGACCAUUUUGAUUUCCAUUAAGGCCAGUUUGAGGUGUUUGAAACCAACAUACGAAACCACUGCU